This is a messenger RNA of Aquila chrysaetos chrysaetos, 5622 nucleotides long. It is a transcript of the gene SEC24C, whose product is annotated as SEC24 homolog C, COPII coat complex component. Gene Ontology annotation, molecular function: SNARE binding; zinc ion binding. Gene Ontology annotation, cellular component: COPII vesicle coat; endoplasmic reticulum exit site. Gene Ontology annotation, biological process: endoplasmic reticulum to Golgi vesicle-mediated transport; intracellular protein transport; COPII-coated vesicle cargo loading. The record is from RefSeq and is a predicted model, not a curated record. NCBI's taxonomy places the organism in Eukaryota, Metazoa, Chordata, Aves, Accipitriformes, Accipitridae.
GGUGGGGCGCGGCGGUGGCCGGGGGUUGGCGGGCAGUGCGGACGUGGCAGGCAGCGGGCGGGGGAGCGGCGCUUCCGGGGGAGCGGCAGGUCCGGGAACCGGAAGCGGGCCCGGCAGCAGCGCCGGGAGCGGCGGGCAGCGGCGGUGAGAUUAGUUUGGGGAUGUGAAUACAAUGAGUGUAAACCAGCAAGCUCACACAGGGCCUCCUUACGGGCAACCUCAGCCUGGAUAUCAGGGAUACCAGCAGCCUGCCUACGGAGGACAGCCAUUGCCAGGGGUUCCUCAGUCGCAAUAUGGAGCUUAUAAUGGUCCGAUGCCAGGAUAUCAACAGCCAGUCCCUCCGCAAGGUUACUUUCCUUCCUUGGGGUUCCCUUUGAAGGGCUCUCCUGUAUCUCUCAACUCUGACACUUCUUCUCUUGCACCUAAUUUCAUAGGUUCAUUAAGAGCCCCUCCAACAUCUGGAGCUCCCCCUCCAGCCUCUGGGGCAUCUCUUCCUUCUGGCCAUCUGGCAUACAGUCAGUUUGGACAUGGAGAUGUGCAGAAUGGGAUUCCAGCCUCAGCAGCCCCGAUGCAGAGGCCACCUGCUUCUCAGCCGUUUCUGCCAGGCUCAGCACCCACGCCUGUCAGCCAGACAGCUACGUUCCAGCAAUAUGGUCCACCCCCAGCAAGUGUACAGCAGCUCAGCAAUCACAUGGCAGGGAUGACAAUUGGCAGUACUACAGCCUCUGCUCCUCCCCCAGCUGGACUCGGCUAUGGUCCCACAACAUCGGUUCCCCCAGUCUCAGGAAGCUUUAGUGCAACAGGAUCUGGUCUCUACACACCUUACACUGCGAGCCAAGGACCCUCUCCUACCAGUGUGUCUCAGGGUCUUCCUUUGGCACAGCCUCUGUUUCCUGGUCAACCGAUGUCAACUCAACGCCUACCUACUCAAGUCCCUGGUUUUGCCCCACCUCCCUCUUCUGCAGGGAUUGGACCUUCCUCUUACCCUCCUAGCACAGGUGCCCCAAGGCCACCUACCAUGCCAGGCCCACCACUGCCUGGGCAGACAGUUGCUGGACCACCAACGUCCCAGCCUAAUCAUGUAUCCUCACCACCACCUCCAUCAACUAUGUCAGGGCCGCACCCUGGGCCUCCCAUGAGUGGCCUCCAUGGACCACCUCCUCCCACUCAUCCUCCUCAGCCAGGAUACCAAAUGCAGCAGAACGGUUCCUUUGGGCAGGUGAGGGGUCCCCAACCAAACUAUGGAGGAGCCUAUCCAGGAACACCAAAUUAUGGAAGUCAACCUGGACCACCACCUCCACCAAAACGCUUGGAUCCAGAUUCCAUUCCUAGCCCUAUUCAAGUGAUUGAAGAUGACAGAAGUAACCGUGGGUCAGAACCAUUUGUCACUGGAGUGAGAGGGCAGGUCCCACCUCUUGUUACUACGAAUUUCUUGGUCAAGGAUCAAGGUAACGCAAGCCCCCGCUACAUAAGAUGCACAUCUUACAAUAUUCCCUGCACCUCAGAUAUGGCCAAACAGUCCCAAGUUCCCCUAGCUGCUGUCAUAAAACCGCUGGCGACCCUACCCCCAGAGGAGACCCUUCCUUAUUUGGUAGACCAUGGAGAAUCCGGUCCUGUCCGAUGUAAUAGGUGCAAGGCUUAUAUGUGCCCUUUUAUGCAAUUCAUUGAGGGUGGAAGGAGGUUCCAGUGUUGUUUCUGCAGCUGUGUCACUGAGGUGCCACCUCACUACUUCCAGCAUUUGGAUCAUACUGGAAAGCGAGUAGACUUCUAUGACCGACCUGAGUUAUCGCUGGGGUCUUAUGAGUUUCUAGCAACAGUGGACUAUUGCAAGAAUAACAAGUUUCCCAGUCCACCUGCUUUCAUUUUCAUGAUUGAUGUGUCUUACAAUGCUGUGAAGAGUGGCUUAGUGAGGCUAAUAUGUGAAGAAUUAAAGUCACUCCUAGAUUACCUGCCCAGGGAAGGCAACAUGGAAGAAUCAGCCAUUCGAGUAGGCUUUGUCACCUACAACAAAGUGUUACACUUCUAUAACGUGAAGAGCUCAUUGGCACAGCCACAAAUGAUGGUUGUCUCGGAUGUGGCAGAUAUGUUUGUGCCACUCCUUGAUGGUUUUCUGGUGAAUGUGAACGAGUCCAGGACAGUUAUUGCCAGUUUGUUGGAUCAGAUUCCAGAAAUGUUUGCAGACACAAGAGAAACAGAAACUGUUUUUGCACCUGUGAUUCAAGCAGGGCUGGAGGCGCUGAAGGCAGCUGAGUGUGCUGGCAAGCUCUUCAUUUUCCAUACCUCUCUGCCCAUUGCAGAGGCCCCAGGGAAGUUAAAGAACAGGGAUGACAAGAAACUGAUCAACACAGAUAAGGAGAAGACUUUGUUUCAACCACAGACAAGCUUUUACAACAACUUGGCCAAGGACUGUGUGGCCCAGGGCUGCUGUGUGGAUUUGUUCCUGUUUCCAAACCAGUAUUUGGAUGUGGCGACAUUAGGUGUAGUAACUUACCAGACAGGAGGCUCUAUUUAUAAGUACGCUUAUUUCCAGCUGGAGACAGACCAGGAUAGGUUCCUGAAUGACUUGAGAAGAGAUGUCCAGAAAGAAGUGGGAUUUGAUGCAGUAAUGAGAGUGCGCACAAGCACAGGUAUUCGAGCAACUGACUUUUUUGGAGCUUUCUAUAUGAGCAACACAACUGAUGUAGAGAUGGCAGGUUUGGACUGUGAUAAAACAAUCACAGUGGAAUUCAAGCAUGAUGACAAACUGAGUGAAGAUAGUGGUGCACUCCUUCAGUGUGCUCUGUUAUACACAAGUUGCGCGGGACAGCGACGACUCCGCAUUCACAACCUCUCCUUAAACUGUUGCACACAGCUUGCUGACCUCUACCGAAACUGUGAGACAGACACGCUCAUCAAUUACUUGGCUAAAUAUGCAUAUCGUGGCGUUCUGAGUAGUCCAGUAAAGACUGUACGAGAUGCACUGAUCAACCAGUGUGCCCAGAUCCUAGCUUGCUAUCGAAAGAACUGUGCUAGUCCCUCUUCUGCUGGCCAGCUGAUCCUUCCUGAAUGCAUGAAGCUGCUUCCUGUGUACUUGAAUUGUGUGUUGAAGAGUGAUGUCCUUCAGCCUGGUCCGGAGGUCACAACGGAUGACCGUGCCUACAUUCGUCAGUUAGUCACGUCCAUGGAUGUGGCAGAAACAAAUGUUUUCUUUUAUCCCAGGCUUUUGCCCCUGACCAAAGCAGAUGUCGACAGUGACUCCUUGCCAGCAGCAAUCCGGAACUCAGAGGAACGUCUCUCCAAGGGUGACAUAUACCUGCUGGAGAAUGGGCUAAACAUCUUUGUGUGGGUGGGAGUCAACGUGCAGCAAGGCCUGAUCCAGACCCUCUUUGGAGUGUCAUCCUUCAGUCAGAUUAGCAGCGCCUUGAGUACCCUGCCUGUCUUGGAAAACCCCUUUUCAAAGAAAGUACGAUCUAUUGUUGACAUGCUUCAAGUGCAGAGAUCCCGAUACAUGAAGUUAAUAAUUGUGAAGCAAGAAGAUAAGCUGGAAAUGCUGUUCAAACACUUUCUAGUGGAGGACAAGAGCCUAAGCGGGGGAGCUUCAUAUGUGGACUUCCUGUGUCACAUGCACAAGGAGAUUCGGCAGCUACUGAGCUAGAGGAGGGAGUGAUGCUGGAACUCAGCAGUGACAUUUCAGUCUCCACUAACGACCUGAUCAGAAGGCCCAGCGCCCUCCAAAAGGACAACAUAGAAAUCUGUACAAUUCCAUAAUUUUUAAUACACAUUGCAUAAGCAGAAAUCCUUUCAACCUCUCCCAGUCCCAUAUGAGAGAUGAAAAAUUUUCCUGGUGAGGGCUAAAAAAAAAAAAGGCCUUUGAUACCAGGUCUUUUACUUGCAUCUAAAUUGUUUCCUGUGCUUGGCAGGAGUUCACCCCCCCCAUGCUCGCUAAUCCUGUCGUAAUGAAUGUAGUUUUUUUUUGGUUCACUGUACAUGAUUCAACAUUGGGUGAAAAAGCGAUAACUCUUCAAAACUUCUGGUAGUUGCUGUGUGUUUGUAUGGGCGCGUGUGCAUGCUCCAAGUGUGAAGAGGAUGUGCAGGUGGGGAGGACAAGAGUCAGGUCAGGUGAUGGGAGCUGGAGCAGCCGAACAUUUUCUGUCUCCUCUUAAGAAGGAAUCAUGACGUUGCAGAGCACAAAUGUAUCAUGUGGCUGCCUGAACCAGAAAUCCAUGGAAAAGAGUGGUAAGCCAGGAGGCAACAGGGCAAAUUCCUUUCCACAAUCUUCCCUGUACUAUAAGUUGCUGUGCAGAUCUGUAAUGGAGUAAGUAGUAGUUCAGUGGGCAACAAUCAAUAGCUUCUGAACAGCGUAGGGGUAGAGACAGUGCUUCCCGUUGGUGUGUGUGGUGACUCCUUUCCUUCUCAUUGCACAGCUCUGUAAAGUCCUACUCAAUCCAUGUUCCAUGGCCUCUCCUGCAGAGCUUACCUGUCUAUCCAGAUGGUGGUGGGAACAAAAGCCUCUUAACCUUAAGCAGAAAAUACUUUUAACAAGGUGAUGUGGGGCUGUCUAGGAACUGGAUGAUAAGGAAGUGGCCGUUUUCAACAAUAUUAUUGUGAAUCAUAGCAAACAAGCAGGAAUUUGAUUUAUACUGAUGCAAAUUUGAGACUGCUUUGUAUCCUGGAAUACAAGGAAGGGGAUACAAAACCUAAGAUUUAGACUGUACUGUAGUAGGUAUUGCAAGUACCUGAUUUUGCUUAUUGAAAGCAUCUGGGCCAUAGUGAAGAGUUUCAUUACUGGAUGUUUAUACCCUCCCCCAUUCUACCUACUGAUCAGCUUGCACAAAACCUUUUUAUAAGCCUGUUUGUUAAACUAAAAUACCUCAGACAGAUUAAUCCAUCCACUUUGGCCACUCUGCUGCUCUAUUCUGCAAGGGUGGAUGAGCAUACUCCUGUGAAGAGGGAGCGAGUGUAAAUCAAAUUCAGAAUUCUAAGGGCUUCGUUUAUUCACUUUUGAAAGGGGGCUUGUAUAUUUUAGCUUGAACGCUUAACAAGUGUUCUUACAAUACCCAGGAGUUUAAGCUACCAGUAGCACUAAAAGUGGAAGGAAGAAUGUGGGUGGAUUAGAGAACAUAUUAUCUGGGCUUGAUAUUUCAGAGGAAAGUCCUUGUUAAGAUCAGAAAAAUAUCUGGCUGUGGUUUUAGUUCCAUAUCCUGUAGCAUGUAUAUAAAUUCAUUUUUCGUCUAAUGCUGCUAGUUUGUCUUCCCUCCCAUCACUACACAGAAAGGGGAGUAUGAAAAUUAUAAUGGAGAAACUCUUUCAAGAUGUAGUUGACAGAACCUUCAGCUUUUUUGUAUGAAUGUGGCCGACUUUUUACUCCACGUACUGCCUCCAACCAAAAAAUCUAGAGGAUUUUUAACCAGAGGGGAAAAAGAACUUCCCAGGAAUAUAAGGCACAGCAACCACAGACUUCCACAAAUACUAAUUUCUAGUAUUAAUAUUGGGGGGUGUGGGGGUGGAAAUGAAAUCAUAAAUGAACCUUUCAUUUUCUUCACUUGUUUUUCCAAUGCAUCUUUUAAUUUGUAAAGAAAUAAAAAUAUAUUAAGAUGUAUUUUAUGUCAUUGUUAGUAAAUAAACACUGCUUAUUUUUCCAAA